Lentinula edodes (shiitake mushroom) is the source of this 2352-nucleotide messenger RNA. Its product is annotated as fungal-specific transcription factor domain-containing protein. The record is from RefSeq and is a predicted model, not a curated record. Gene Ontology annotation, molecular function: DNA binding; zinc ion binding. The coding region runs from base 1 to 2352 and encodes 783 amino acids. Gene Ontology annotation, biological process: DNA-templated transcription. The transcript has 12 exons. NCBI's taxonomy places the organism in Eukaryota, Fungi, Basidiomycota, Agaricomycetes, Agaricales, Omphalotaceae.
AUGGUCAAAGGUGAUAGUGCGAUUAGGCCAGGAAAUAUUUGCUCCAACUGUAUCGCAUUCGGAUCCGAAUGCACUCAUGGGAUUGUGAAGAAACGCGGACCGCGUAUAGGGCUUCCUCAUGGGAGACGUUCAGUUCAAGCCACUGUGGACGCGAUUUUAUCCACUAGGAGAUCUUUCGAAGUACCGAAGGACCCGGUGAUAACGAAAGAAAUCUUGGUUAAUCUGGCAAAUUACAUCAAAGAUUUGGAAGAAGAUAUAGCUCAACUUAGACAAGGACUCGAAGCUUCCUCCACUCAUAGAGAAGCACCGCUCUCAACUGCACUACAGCUAAACGAAAAAGGAGGGAUUACUAGGUCCUCACUCGUUCCAGACAACCCAUUUCAAUCCCCCGACGAUUAUUCCAUCGACGAUCUGACCCGAAGUUUCAAAAUGUUCGGCGAGUUCGACGAUAACUGUGUCCGACAUUUUGGUAGUUCGAGCAGUAGGGCAUUGGUCAAGGAUGCUUUAGACAUGAAGAAAGAAUAUACAGGCGAUGCGGAUUUUGUGAAUGCCAAACCCUCAUUCAAACGCGUAGAGUUUUGGAGUGUUCAUCCCUGGCAGAUACGAAAACCAGAAGACCGACCUCCACCUUUUGAAUUUCCCCCGGACGACCUGAUGAUAAGUCUAAUCGACCUGUUUUUCACGAAAAUACACCUACUUUUGCCUAUCUUACACCGUCCCUCUUUUCUCAAAUCCGUCGCGAAAGGCUUACAUCACGAGGACCGCCAUUUCGGGGGCCUCGUUCUAGCUAUAUGUGCACUAGGGGCGCGCUUUUCGGAUGAUCCUCGUGUCUUCGAAGAGCACACUUCGAACGAACGAUCUAUUGGCUGGAAAUGGAUACGUCAGAUCGAGCCUAUAAAAGGCUCUUUUACCGAUCCUCCUACCAUACAUGAGAUUCAACUGUAUACGGUAUAUGUCAUGUUCGUGGGUCCGACCUCGACUCCGGAGGCUUGUUGGAUUCUCAUCAGCAUCGGGGUCCGCUCGCUUCAAGAUGUCGGCGCUCAUCGAAAACUACCUAACCAUGUUAAACCAUCAGUAGAAACCGAGUCGUGGAAACGAGCCUUCUGGUUCAUGUACGUGACAGACAUUUUUGCAAGUACGUUACUGGGUCGCCCUCGAUCCAUGUCUCAAAACGAUUUCGACGCAGAUUUACCAAUAGAUUGCGACGAUGAAUACUGGGAACAAGGAGACCCCGAGCUAGCGUUUGAACAGCCGCCUGGAAAGCCUUCGACGAUGUCCUAUUGGACAUGUUAUUUGAAACUGACGAAUAUAUUGGGCUUGACGCUACAUACUAUUCAUGGUGUUAGGCAAUCUGAUAUAUGGUCUGCAACCAUGGGAUUGUCGAAGAAGGACUGGAACGAGAGGAUCGUUACUGAGGUUGACUCCCUGCUCAACAAAUGGAUUGAUGAAAUUCCUGAUCAUUUGAAAUGGGAUCCUGAUCGAGAAAAUAUUGAGCACUUCGAUCAGUCGGUGAUGCUCUAUACCACUUAUUAUUGGACUCAGAUAUUAGUCCAUAGACCGUUUAUACACCGUCCUGGAGAAGACACACAUUCAAACAUCCCCUCAUUAGCAAUAUGUGCUAAUGCUGCAAGAUCUUGCCUUCGCGUUGUGGAAGCCCACCAGCAGCGCAAGACUAAUGCUUUUAUAAUGCCAAAUGUGAUGAUGGCCCUGUUCAACUCUGUUAUUGUUUUAUUAGUCAAUAUGUGGAGGGGAAAACAUUUCAUAGGUUCUUCUUGUUCAGAUUUCAGCAAAGAACUUGCCGAUGUUCACCGCGCUAUCAAUACAUUUCAUCUUCAUGAAAAUAGGUGGGAACAGGCUGGCAGAUUGGCGGACAUCUUAAUGGAAGUGAUAUCUGUCAGUCACUUCCAUCAGUCGAGCCAACCCAGAACGAUAUCCUUGAAACGACCUCGGAUAGAAAACAAUAUUCUUGCCUCUUCACUGACUACAUCUGAAGCCGUCGACAAUGAGGACCAAUACACAACUGGACGCAAUGGGCUGUCGGUGGCUGCGAAUAUUGGCAACCCUCCAACGGCAUCAAUCCAAGAGUUGGCUGCAAAGUUCGCUUUACCUCAAAACAGUAAUGAACUUGGAAGCCUUCCCAUCUGCGAACCUUUCGAUUGGUCUACCCCUCAAAAUCAAUGGGGGUCGACCUCAGCAAAUCAGACGGCUGACGAUUCUUGGGCAGCGACAAUUCCAUACAACGCGAGUCAAUUCGGUUUCUACUCGACAUCGUCGGGAACAUUCACAAAUUUUUCCGGUGAAGGUCAAGAGGUUUUCAGAAGCGUUUUCGUGACAUUGACAAUUGUUUCUUAA